Fusarium coffeatum is the source of this 4530-nucleotide messenger RNA. RefSeq lists its product as uncharacterized. Gene Ontology annotation, molecular function: ABC-type peptide transporter activity; ATP hydrolysis activity; ATP binding. The transcript has 6 exons. The record is from RefSeq and is a predicted model, not a curated record. Gene Ontology annotation, cellular component: membrane; fungal-type vacuole. The coding region runs from base 1 to 4530 and encodes 1509 amino acids. Gene Ontology annotation, biological process: transmembrane transport. NCBI's taxonomy places the organism in Eukaryota, Fungi, Ascomycota, Sordariomycetes, Hypocreales, Nectriaceae.
AUGGAUCUCAUAAUACACCGCUUCGUCGGUUUGGAAUUCUCUCCCUAUAAUGUUAACGAAUCUGCAUCAUUGCCCGCGGCACCUUAUUCGAUCAGUUAUCAGAAUGCUAUGUCAUCAUCGUCUUCUCAAGUCCCAUGGAUCCAUAAGGUGUCACGCUUUGCCCACUCUGGAAUACCACAAGCUGUGGUACUCUCCCUAUCACUUAUGCAACUCAUCUACAGCCUAGAUCGAAUUCGCCGACAAGAGUCAAGUUGUCGAUCUAAAGCUGCCAAAAUACGUUGGCCGUAUGAAAUCGCCUCACAGACGGCAAGGCUCACUGCCGUAGUAUUCGUUACACUUGCUUAUACGCAAGAUAAACUACACUGGAUUAACAUAUUUUCUGUUGCAUAUGCCUUCAUCCUCGGCCUUCUACGCCUCUUCAACCACCUUCAAUGGCGCCAUGUAGCACUGCAUCAAAUCAACUUUGUGCUCCCAGCUACCAUGGUCAUCCUCGUUGCUGGUCAUACACUGCCGUGCAUCCAGACAGGCACCGUCUGUCUCCACGAUACAAGUACCUCGGGGGGUAUCGUUGCCAUCGCAGUGGCUUCUGUGAUCGCAGUCAUUACUCCAAGAGAAUGGAACCCUCUGCAGGUUGAGCUCAACAUUCCUGGCUAUGAUCAGAGUGAGCCGGCUCCCGAGGAAACUUGCAGCUGGUUCACCUAUUACUGCACAUACGAUUGGCUGACACCAGUUAUUUGGAAGGGAAUGAAGAGAAAACUCGAUAUGGCUGAUAUUCCAAGGAUAGCAUGGUAUGACGAGCCUAUGUAUCUCCUCCGCCGCGUCCAGGAAGCCCGCUCCAUCUCUAAAAAGACCCUCUUCACAGUCCUUCGGUUCCAGAAGCGGGAGUUACUUCUCAUGGCCUUCUGGGUCGCCACAUCGUACACAGUCGAGAACAUCGCUGCAUAUGCCAUGUUCAAGCUGCUUGAGUAUCUUGCUAAUCCGAGUGGUGCUGUAUAUAAGCCAUGGCUCUGGCUACUCCUCAUGUUUAUUGGUCCAUUAUCGCGUUCUAUUGCCUUUCAGCAGUACAUCUUUACAUCCACCAGACUUGUGGUCCGUAUUAAAUCUGCCUUCACCCAGGAGCUGUAUUAUACUGCUUUGGCUUCAAUGGAAAUGGAAGAAGACCCCUUCGAGUUACAGUCAGCGGGCACGAAAUCUAAGAACACGAGUGGGCAGACGAGUACCAAAAGCACAUCAGCUGGACGCUUAGCCAAUCUCAUGGCUUCCGAUAUAGAUGCCAUCUAUAAGUCACGGGAUAUCAUUCAGGCCACUGUCGGCACUCCCGUUGGGACUUUAAUAUCCCUUUUCGGCAUGUACAGGAUGAUGGGUUGGGCAUCUUUGGUUGGCAAUGCCAUUCUAUUCCUGGCUGCUCCUGUUUCGAUCUGGCUUGGACGCCUGAUGUUUUAUUCACAGCGCCAAGUCAGAAAAGCUCAAGAUUCUCGCAUGUCCCUAGUGACAGAGUAUCUUGCUUCUCUUCGGGCCAUCAAGUAUUUUGCAUGGGAAGAUCCUAUCACGGACAAGAUCAUCGGUGCACGCUCGGCCGAGCAAAAGGAGCUAUGGAGAACCUCUUUGAUCCAGGCCUCUCUGAACCAAUGUAUGCAGAUAGUUCCAUAUCUGUCCCUCCUCGUAAUGUUUGGUCUGCACGUUGGCCUUUCCAAACGCCGACUCGAUGCUGCAACCGCUUUUACGACCAUCUUCCUUGUCAAGAAUGUUCGCCGAAAUAUAAUGCAAGCUAGUGCCUUUGGCAGGAACUUCGCGAGCGCACUGGUUUCAGUAACUCGACUUGAUAAAUACUUCGAAAGUACUGUCUCCAUACCAGAAUAUCCAGUUGGUCCGCUCCACAUUGACAGCGCCUCGUUCCGGAAGACAAAGGCCGCCACGUUCACACUGAACGACAUCACCAUAGACUUUGCGCAAGGAGGUCUCAAUGUGAUUGGUGGCUCAAGUGGCAGUGGGAAGACUACCCUUCUGUUAUCUAUUCUUGGUGAAACCUACCUGGAGAGUGGAUCUGUGACCAGGCCCGAGGACAUAGCAUAUGCCUCCCAGUCGUCCUGGUUACAAAAUGAUAGCAUUCAAGCUAACAUCCUUUUUGGCAGCCUGAUGGAAAAAGCUCGCUACGACAAGGUUAUUGAAGCAUGUUGCCUUUGGGAAGACUUCAAGGAGCUACCAGCUAGGGACAUGACCAUCGUAGGCGAGAACGGAACCUCCCUCUCGGGCGGCCAAAAAGCAAGAGUGGCCCUCGCUAGAGCUUUGUAUUCCAGAGCGCCGCUACUACUACUCGAUGACAUCUUUGCUGCUCUUGACGCAAAGACCGCUGCUGGUGUUUGGAAACACUGCUUCUGUACUGACCUUUUGACUGGUAGGACAACUGUGCUUGUAACUAAUCUCCCUUGGAUUGCAGAGCAAGCCGACCUUUCUGUUGUGUUGGAUAGGGGCCAAGUAGAGUCAGCAGAACCCCAGAUCGGUGUUGUUCGAAGGCCAAUUGCCAUCGCCCAAGUCCUAGGAGGAGACGCUGACGAGGAUGAAGCACACGAUGAUGUGGUACGGGAGAUUCAACCUCACAGUGAUGAUCUGAAUGAUGCAAACAAAAUUCUGGAAGAGAAAUAUCUUAGGGAUAUUGUGAGCCAGGAGAUGAAAGCUUCUGGAAAAGUUGGUCGCAUGACAUUUCUACAAUAUAUGAAUUACUUUGGACAUCCCGUGUUCGUAUUUACUUGCCUUGGACUCCUUCUGGCCACAAACAUCUUCACGUUCCUCUCCACUUUGUGGCUUUCUGUUUGGGUCGAGGCAUACAACCAUCAAGCUCAUGUCGACAUUCCUUAUUACAUGGGUAUCUUUGCCGGCCUUACAUUGCUCGAAAUCGGCAGCUACUGUUUAGCCAUUAUAAUGUUUGAGUGGGGAGCCUGGAACGCCGCAAGAAAACUUCACAACGACUUCAUUCGUGCCAUCAUGCGCGUCUCGCUGUCGUGGUUCAAGCACAUCCCCAUUGGACGUAUCACCAACCGCUUCUCUAGUGACAUGGCAUCUUUGGAUGGAACGAUCAGUACCAUGCUGCGCAUCAUGCUUGAUACUAUUCUUCUAAUGCUAUUCCGAAUUGGAGCUGUCAGCAGUAUCAUGCCGAUUUUCAUGAUACCAGCACUCUUCACAUGCUUAUUUGGCAUUCUCAUUGGCGAGGCUUACACAAGAACUGCAGUCGUAAUAAAGCGACUGACCUCUUCAGCGCAGUCACCCGUCUUUUCUCAGUUUGCGGAUACUCUCGCGGGCCUGCCCAUUAUCCGUGCCAGGGACGGAAUGGCAUCAACGUUCAGAGAGGAAUUGGCAGCUAAACUUCGCACCUGGUCAGCUUCGUCAGAGGCCAGCUUCAAUGCGAACCGCUGGGUGGCUGUGCGUGUCGACUUGGUGACGGCUCUUGUCAGUCUUUCGGCCGGUAUAAUUGCUGUUUCACAAACCGGCGUCGUGGCUGCAGGACUGGUUGGUUUCUCUCUUACCAACGCCAACGGACUCAGCCAGACAAUAUUACUGUUGGUACGAGCCAUGAACGAUCUCGAAGUAGAGAUGCAGAGCUUUCACCGAGUCAAAGAGUACGUCAAAUUAGAACCAGAGGAGAAAGACGACAAGAGUUAUCCAGAGGAGGGCGAAUACACAGACGACCCUUCGCAUGUGCUUCCUAAGCAUUGGCCGAGCACUGGGAACAUCGAGUUUCGGAACGUGACAAUUCGGUACGAUCCUGACGGACCCGACGUUCUUACCGACGUGAAUCUGAAGUUCAAAGCUGGUGAACGCGUGGCCGUUGUAGGACGAACAGGGUCUGGCAAGAGCACGCUUGUUCUCUCCCUCUUGCGUUUUACACACGUGGUCUCAGGCGAGAUCCUUUACGAUGGCGUUGAUAUUACAAAAGUCCCUCGACACCGCCUUCGCGAGAGUCUUACAAUCAUUCCCCAGGAGGCAGUUCUGUUCAACGGCACCGUCGAGUCGAACCUGGACCCUGGUGGCAGAGUUCCCAAGGAGGUCCUCGACAAGGCUCUCGAGAAUUGCAAGGGAAUUGCUUCGUUCUCUCCACAGGCUUCCGACGACAGCGACAACGACACAUGCUCAUCCCACGGCGAACACAACUUAGUGAACCUAGCGACAAGUGUUGAUCCUCGUGGUGAAAAUUUCUCACAUGGCCAAAGACAAGUCCUCUCGCUCUGCCGUGCACUUAUCCGCCAAAACAAGCUGAUGCUUCUAGAUGAAGCCACAGCAAGCAUGGACUAUGAGACGGAUCGGGGGAUCCAGACCGUUCUACGGCAGGAACUCGAAGCGGCCGGAGGUGACCGUACUUUGGUAACAAUUGCACAUCGUCUGCGUACCAUUAUCGACUAUGAUACUGUUGUAGUCAUGAGUGCCGGACGCGUCCUUGAGUACGGUUCGCCUCGCGAUUUGUACAACAAGCGCGGACAGUUUUACGACAUGGUCUACCACAGCGGUGAAAUGGACGAUCUUGAGGCUUUGCUUUAA